Pseudozyma hubeiensis SY62 is the source of this 744-nucleotide messenger RNA. RefSeq lists its product as hypothetical. The record is from RefSeq and is a predicted model, not a curated record. Bases 1 to 744 code for a protein of 247 amino acids. Lineage: Eukaryota; Fungi; Basidiomycota; Ustilaginomycetes; Ustilaginales; Ustilaginaceae. The transcript has a single exon.
AUGAGUGCCGUCUUGAUGGCUUGUCUAGAGAGAGGAGAACCAGACACGGGCGUCGGCGGUAGCCUGCGCGGUGUGGUUCGGAAGGGACACCGACGUCGAGUUCAAAUGACAAGGAUCGAGGGCCGAAAAGAUGAUGCUGGUGCGGUGUCUGCGCAGCGAGUAAGGCAGAAUCAACGGCUGAAUCAGGGUGGCGUGGACGGUGACGAGGAAGAGGAGGUGGCCGACGAGAACUCAAAGAGCCGUGAAGGCACGGGUUGGAGGGUAAGAGGCAACUCCGCGGCUCAACAGGCUGAAGGUGAAAGAAUUCUUGGAAAGUUGAGAAGCCAGGGCAGAGUCGAUGUGACUGCUAAGCCGCAGGGAGCAGGGAGCAGGGAGCAGGGAGCAGGGAGCGUGAUGGAGCGGAGGGACACGAAGAACAGGCUUGUGGAACACUUAGCGUCGCGGCUGAGAUUCAUUUGCAAACGCAAAGUCCGCCAGAAGAAGCACGGACUGUCGGCGCAGUCGACGCAGAAUCGCACAGGACGCGGACGCAGAGUCGACGAGUACGACGAGGCGCAACCAUGUGCUUCUGUGUGGCUGCCUGUGUGCCUGGCUUCCUUUCGAUUCGAGCCUGUGAAUUCAGCAGCCCACUGCACCGAGGGACAUGCCACAUGGGUUACUGUGCGAGGCAGAAGGACGAAGCCAGGUCUGGUGCUCAGGGAAGAGGCAGACCGGGAGCACGGCAGAGAGCGUUUGCAGGCAUGA